This is a messenger RNA of Linum tenue, 1172 nucleotides long. NCBI's taxonomy places the organism in Eukaryota, Viridiplantae, Streptophyta, Magnoliopsida, Malpighiales, Linaceae. The record is from the annotation of a GenBank genome assembly.
UUUGCUUUCAAUGGGCAGCUACAAUUUUGUUUUCAAUCGGGGUUUUUUGCUUUCCGAAUUUUAGGGUUUUUUCUUGUUUGUUUGUGAAUUUCAGUAUCUCGAUCCACCUUGUUCGAAUUAGUUUGUUUGGACUGAAAUCUCGCACCCUAGAUCUACGAUUAGAGAUCGGCGGCCGCAACUGACUUUAUUUGUUAUCCGUUUCUUCUUAUCUAGCUAUCUGCUUACUUUGUUUUUAUCUGAUUUUGGGUUUCGAUGUCCAAAUUGAUUCGUGUAUAUAGUUGUAGUCCCAGCUCUGAUGUGUAGUUGUUGCUUGGAUGAGUCAGUUAUGUUCUGUAGCUUUCGAAUCGGUGUGAUGUUAAUACUAAUGUUGUUUUGUGUUGUACAGGUGAUGAGCUUCUCUCUGACUCAUUCCCAUACAAAGAGUUUUUGGAUGGAGCUUUGUGGGAAGUUGAUGGAAAGUGGGUUAUUCAAGGCGCAGUCGAUGUCGACAUUGGUGCGAACCCUUCUGCUGAAGGAGGUGGUGACGAUGAGGGUGUCGAUGACCAGGCUGUUAAGGUUGUCGAUAUUGUCGACACCUUUAGACUUCAGGAGCAACCUGCUUUUGACAAGAAGCAGUUUGUUACCUACAUGAAGAGGUACAUCAAGGUCUUGACCCCUCUCUUGGAAGGGGAGGCACAGGCGAAGUUUAAGAAAACCAUUGAGCCAGCAACUAAGUUCCUCCUCUCUAAGCUCAGUGACCUCCAAUUUUUCGUCGGGGAGAGCAUGAAGGACGAUGCCACCUUGGUGUUUGCGUACUACAAGGAUGGUGCUGCUGACCCUACAUUUUUGUACCUCCCCCAUGCCUUGAAGGAGAUCAAGUGCUAGAAAGAGAGAGAUGAGUAGCGGCGGGAUGAAGUUAAACACACUUCAUUCGCUGUAGUUUUAUUUUUGGUUGGUUGUCCCCCGUCUUCUUUUCGCCCUUUCUGUACUCGUAGACUCUGCUUUUGUUAUAGCAGUAUUUCGUUAUGUGCGACUCGUGUUCGAUAGCUAUUGAGGAUAUUUAUUGUUCGGUGUGACACAUAAUUUAGUUUCGUGUUGAUGUUAUCGUUGCAUUAUGGUUUGCUUCUUUAGAUCACCAGUCGACAAGGUCGAAACAGCAAUGAUUCGGAUGCUCUCUAAAACUUGUGGUAUAA